AUGGCGAAGGACGACGACAAGAGCGUAGUUGAGGAAAUCCGCCAGCGAAUUGGGCCAAAACCGGACGAGACCAACAAUCCGCCGCCAAAGAAGCUCCCAAAGUCGAUACAGGAGACGCUGGACAACGAGGAGAAGCUCUGGGAGACACUAUAUGAGGGCCACGGCCGCGAAUCCACCGAAACAAACUGGCGCUACGCCGCCUACGCAACCCGGAUCCGGACCAUCCUCCUCUCCGCACACCGCUACGUCGCCUACACGUCCGACAUCGGGGAGUCCUUCCGGCCAGUCGCGCACCCCUACCUCGUCAAGGGCGCUUAUGGCAUCUCCUGGGCCUAUCUCGCCGGCGACGUCGCGCACGAGGGCUACAAAGCCUACCUGCGCAACCAGCGCGUGCUGCACCCCGACGCCACGAGCCCCGCGGAUGCGAUCUCGGGGUACGGGAGCGGGCAUGAUCCGGCUCAGAGGGAGAAGCUGGGGAAUGUCGGCGCGGUGGUCGGGAGUGAUAAGUUUGCGGCGCAGCAGCCGCAGAGUGUGAGUCUGGGGCCGGGGAAUACGGGGGCGAGUACGGGAUCGUUGAGCGCGGCGAGGGUGCCGGCGCUCGAGGACUAUAGGACCGUUAUGGUGCAGAGGGCCUUGUUCCAGGGGAUUGCGAGUAUGGGCCUGCCGGCGUUUACGAUCCAUAGCAUCGUAAGGUAUUCGGGCCGCGCGCUGAAGGAUGCGAAGAAUGUAAAAAUUAGGACGUGGGGGCCGAUCGGGCUGGGUCUCGCUGCCGUGCCCUUCCUCCCAUACGCUUUCGAUAAGCCGGUCGAGGAGGCCAUCGAGUGGACUUUCCAUAAGGCCUUUGAGACUUUCGGCGGCAAGAGCGCCGUCGGUGACAGGCCGGAGACCGGUAGGCAGGAGCUGCUCCAGCUUGAGAGCAAAGCUGCUGCGGCGAAAGAGAAGGAGCUGUAG
Molecule: messenger RNA, 951 nt
Organism: Coniosporium apollinis CBS 100218
Lineage: Eukaryota; Fungi; Ascomycota; Dothideomycetes
Exons: 3
Coding region: 1-951 (316 amino acids)
Biological process (GO): mitochondrial fission
Cellular component (GO): mitochondrion
Source: RefSeq, a predicted model, not a curated record